AAAUUAUAACUAUGUUCUAAGAGUAGAUUCUUUUUGUUUCUCAUAUAGAUUAUACUAUGCACCUAUGUUCUAAUUACUUAUGUUUUAAUUUCUUUUUCUUUUUCAGCUCAUACGUUGUACAGAAAAAUACUUCAAAUCAAAUGAAAGGCAAGAUGAUAGAAUGAAGGCUUUGUUUGAUAGAAUGCAACAAGAAAUGACAACGACCGAAGUAACAAGCUUCAAAAGCAUUCAAUUGGUUUUCUUCCCGGUCGUUUUACUAGAUCACUACUAUUUGCUGUGUGUCAACUUUGUGGAAGGAACAUUUGAUUUGAUUGACAACAGAUUUCUUCCACCAAAUAUUCCUUUUCACAAUAAAUAUGGAAAUUACCAUAGAUUAAUGUUGAAUGCAUUUGCUGAUUUCGUUCACUCAAUUGACUCAAAUAUAAAGAGUGACUUUGUAUCCUCCUUCAAAACAAGAAACUUGAGUAUGUCAUGGAAGAGCAAUAAGAACAAACAUGAUUGUGGAGUGUUCCUGUUGAAGCACAUGGAAACAUAUGAAGGAGAAUCUGUAAAACAAUGGAAUUCGGGACUAGAAUUAGACAAUUUUGACCAAAUGAAAAAAUUAAGAGUGGAGUAUUGUGGGAAGAUAAUAACAGCAGAAGUAAAUGAAGAACGGAACAAAGUGAUUAGGAGAUCAAAAAAGUGGUCAAAGGAGAACAAAAUGGAUAUAUGAUUGUUAAGAUCUUAAGUU
Chenopodium quinoa (quinoa) is the source of this 730-nucleotide messenger RNA. RefSeq lists its product as uncharacterized. Gene Ontology annotation, molecular function: cysteine-type peptidase activity. The transcript has 4 exons. NCBI's taxonomy places the organism in Eukaryota, Viridiplantae, Streptophyta, Magnoliopsida, Caryophyllales, Amaranthaceae. The record is from RefSeq and is a predicted model, not a curated record. The coding region runs from base 161 to 712 and encodes 183 amino acids. Gene Ontology annotation, biological process: proteolysis.